ACUUUUAUUGAAUAGGUUCUAUUGACUAAAAUAUUUUGCUACAUUGCAAAGGCUCUAGACGAAUAAGAUGCUUUUUUAUUUUUAAAAACUUCUUGGCGUUCAUAUUUUGAUGAAAAAUGUAAAUACCUGAAACUAAAGAUAAGCUAAAGAUUCACUUUAGGGUAGAGAUGACUAUGAAGCCAUUGUUAAAACAAAAAGUGGAUGAACUGUUUCUUCACUGGUUUUCUGAAGUUUCAACUCAAAGCCUUCUUAGAAAAGAGUUACAAAUUAUACAGUUAAAUUCACUUUCUACUUCUAUAAAAGCUUCAUCGCCAAUAAAUAAUUCAAUAACUGGAUUGAAUUUAAAUAAUAGACCUAGUUCACCCCCAAUCCCUCCAAACAGCCCUACCUUAACACCAAGAAGAUCAAGAAGUAAGCUUAAUUCUCAUAUUUCAGCAUGUCCUAGAAAGAGUUUGCUAAAAAGUUUUCAUGAUCAAACUGGAUUUUAUCCUGGCUGUGCCAAAAAUUUAAAGCAGUUUUUUUAUCCAUUUGGUCAACCACAAUUGAAUGAAAGUAAUGCUUUGACUUUAAAAAAAUUAAAUAUUGCAUUUGAUAAAUUUUCAAACAAUGAAGCCUAUCUACGCGAUUUUCCGACUUUAACUAAAUUGUGUGGUUAUCCACUUUACUGGAAGUAUGCACUUUUUUCUGCUUGCGGAGGAAAGAAAGAUUUGCCAAUCACUCGAAACAAGUUUAUUGCAACAUGGAAAAAAAUCCAGCACUCUUAUCAUGAUGAUGCUUCAAGAUUUUAUCAUAUGCUAGCUAAAAAUAGUGAACUUGGGCUUCAGAAAACAGAUUUUGAAGGUCUUUUACAGGAUAUAAUUAACACUCAUCCCGGUCUUCAAUUUCUACAAGAAGCACCAGAAUUUCAUUCCAGAUAUAUUACAACUGUUAUUGCAAGAAUCUUUUAUAUUUUAAAUCGAUCAUAUAGUGGAAGUAUUACACUAGUUGAAUUGCGGAGAAGCAAUUUUUUAUUGGCAUUAAAACGUAUUGAAGAAGAAGAAGAUAUAAAUCUGGUGAUUGAUUAUUUUUCUUAUGAGCAUUUUUAUGUCAUAUAUUGUAAAUUUUGGGAGCUUGACACUGAUCAUGAUAUGUUAAUCAAUAAACAAGAUCUUUCUAAGUACUCAAAUGGAGUAAUUUCAAAAAAGAUGAUUAAUCGUUUAUUUGAUGGUGGCGUUACAAGGAAUUGCAUAAAAGAUGGGAAAAUGACUUAUGAAGGUUUUGUUUGGUUUAUUCUUUCGGAGGUAGAUAAGAAUACACAAAGUGGAAUAGAAUAUUGGUUCAGAUGUAUGGAUUUGGAUGGAGACGGCAUUAUUUCCAUUUAUGAAAUGGAGCAUUUUUAUCAGGACCAACUUAUCAAAAUGUCAGAUAUGGGAAUAGAAGCUUUAAGUUUUAAUGACUGCUUAUGUCAGAUUUUGGAUUUAGUAAAACCAGAAAAAGAUUCUAUGAUUACUCUUCGUGACAUUAAAAAAUGCAAGCUUGCAUCAGUUUUUUACAAUACUUUUUUUAAUUUUAAUAAAUGGUUGGAGCAUGAACAAAAAGAUCCAAUUCAACUAUCGAAAAUUGCUGGACAAAGUGAUAGUGUUUGGGAUCAGUAUGUUAUUACAGAAUAUGAGUUGUUAGUCGCUGAAGAAGGUAUCGCGCAGAAUGAAAAUGAUGACGAAGAAGAGCGCGACGAAGAAGAGCGCGAUGACGUCUUUUACCAAACAAAUAAUUCGUUUGAUGAUUAUGUUGGAGCUAGUUUCAACUUAAUGGCAAUGGUAACUAAUAAUCGGGAUAGUGCAUUUUAGCUUUCGUCUGAUAAAUUUGUGUAUAUAUUUAUAUUAUACUUUUUUUAUUGAUAUAAAUUUCUACUUCAA
This is a messenger RNA of Hydra vulgaris (swiftwater hydra), 1895 nucleotides long. Its product is annotated as serine/threonine-protein phosphatase 2A regulatory subunit B'' subunit beta. Gene Ontology annotation, cellular component: protein phosphatase type 2A complex. Gene Ontology annotation, biological process: protein dephosphorylation. The record is from RefSeq and is a predicted model, not a curated record. Lineage: Eukaryota; Metazoa; Cnidaria; Hydrozoa; Anthoathecata; Hydridae. Gene Ontology annotation, molecular function: protein phosphatase regulator activity; calcium ion binding.